UUCUUUUCCACCUUUAAGCCUCAUUACGCGCACUGAUUCUCCUGCUCUCCAAAAAAGCAAGAAGAUGCCCAAAUCCUCACCGUGCGUAUUCCCAUGGUCCUCCCUGUGGCUGGCAUCUUUGAUUACUUUGGUGGUGCAGUCGGUGCUCUCUUCCUCCUACUCGUCUUCUUCUUCUUCCUCUGCGUAUCAGAGACCUGCAGCCGGUGAUAAGCGGCCGGGCUUCAUGGAGAGGACGCUGGUUCUCCUGGAUGUCAACACCCGCAGUCCGAUCAGAGUCCUCAACGACAACUUUCUGUCUUUGCAGCUGGAUCCAUCGAUUAUCAAAGACGGCUGGCUGGACUUCCUGAGCUCCAAGCGGCUGGUGACCCUGGCGCGCGGCCUGUCGCCUGCGUUUCUGCGCUUCGGUGGAAAAAGAACCGACUUCCUGCAGUUCAACAACCAGAAGAACCUCGCCAAGUUCAGAGGACCAGGGCCCGACUACUACCUGAAGAACUACGAGGACGAUAUAGUGCGCAGCGACAUAGCACUGGACAAACAGAAUGGCUGCAAGCUGGCCAACCACCCGGACAUAAUGCUGGAGCUGCAGAGGGAGAAGGCUGCCACCACACAGCUCGUCCUGCUGAAGGAGCAGCUGUCCAACAUCUACAGCAACAUUACAAUAACAGCCAGGUCUUUAGACAAACUGUACAACUUUGCCGACUGUGCUGGUCUGCACCUGAUUCUGGGGCUCAACGCGCUGCACAGAAACCCAGACAACUCGUGGAACACGUCCUCCACCCUGAGCCUCCUGAAGUACGGCGCCGGCAAGAAGUACAACAUCUCCUGGGAGCUGGGCAACGAGCCUAAUGCCUACCGCAGCAUGGUGGGUCGCGCGGUCAACAGCACCCAGUUGGCUCAGGACUACACCAAACUGCGGACUCUGCUGCAGUCUGUGCGCUACUACCACCGAGCUCACCUCUUCGGCCCCAACGCAGGACGACCCCGGAAGAACGCCAUCCUGCUGCUGGACGGGUUCAUGAAGAACGCUGGCUCUGUUGUAGAUGCAGUUACGUGGCAACAUUAUUUCAUGGAUGGCAGAGUGAGCAAAGCAGAGGACUUCCUGAAAACUCGUCUUUUGGACACACUGACAGAACAAAUCACCAAAGUCACCAAGGUUGUGAACACUCACACUCCUGGUAAGAAGGUGUGGCUCGGUGGACUGGGGCCAGCAUGGGCAGGAGGUAUCAGUAACCUCUCUGACACAUACGCAGCUGGCUUUCUGUGGGUGAACACGCUGGGGAUGGCUGCUGUGCAAGGGAUUGAUGUUGUCUUGCGUCACUCAUUCUUUGACUACGGAUAUACGCAUCUUGUGGACCAGCACUUUAACCCAUUACCUGAUUACUGGUUCUCCCUGGUCUUCAAGCGCCUUGUUGGUCCAAGGGUUUUAGCUGUGCGGGUGGCUGGGCUGCAGAGGAAACCGCAACCGGGACGAGUCAUACGAGACAAGCUACGUAUCUACGCUCACUGCACCAGCUACUACAACCAUAACUAUGUGAGAGGCUCCAUAACAAUCUACAUCAUCAACCUGCAUCGAUCGAGAAAGAAAAUCAAGUUGGCGGGAACGUUACGGAACAAGACCGUCCAUCAGUACCUGCUGCAACCCUACGGCACUGAUGGACUCAAAGCCAAACAUAUCCAGCUGAACGGGGAGAAGCUGCUAAUGGUGGACAAUGAAACGUUCCCUGAGCUGAAGCCUAAGACGUUGAGGGCUGGAAGGACAAUAGCGAUGCCGCCCAUGACCAUAGGCUUUUAUGUCAUCAAAAACAUCAACGCGUACGCCUGUCGGAGAUAACAUUGACCCCACAUACCCAAGAUGUGGGCAUGACAGUUUGACUAAAAGCUUCAAAAACCAGAGAACCGCUUUGUGGCCAUUUCAGUGUCUUGCUCAAGGACUUUUCAGUAGAGUGGACACUUGAAUGCAGCACGGUUCUCUGGUUAAACAACAGCCUCUUGGUCCAUUAUUUCAGUGGUAAUAUUUAAACCACUCUGCCAAAUAACAAACAAACCCAGUUCUCCUCUUGUUCUCCUCUCCGUUCCAACAAAGACUUGCCCAAGACGCAUAUGAAGGGCUGCACUGAACACUUUCUAUUUCUUUUCACCAGCAAUAAAUCAAAAACUACAAGGUAAGACUACAAGACUUCUACGG
Messenger RNA from Stegastes partitus (bicolor damselfish), 2185 nucleotides. RefSeq names its product heparanase 2 (gene hpse2). Gene Ontology annotation, molecular function: hydrolase activity, acting on glycosyl bonds. Lineage: Eukaryota; Metazoa; Chordata; Actinopteri; Pomacentridae. The record is from RefSeq and is a predicted model, not a curated record. Gene Ontology annotation, cellular component: extracellular matrix; membrane. The coding region runs from base 65 to 1831 and encodes 588 amino acids. The transcript has 12 exons. Gene Ontology annotation, biological process: extracellular matrix organization.